Paracoccidioides brasiliensis Pb18 is the source of this 1986-nucleotide messenger RNA. RefSeq lists its product as uncharacterized. Gene Ontology annotation, molecular function: triacylglycerol lipase activity. Gene Ontology annotation, biological process: triglyceride catabolic process. The record is from RefSeq and is a predicted model, not a curated record. Bases 1 to 1986 code for a protein of 661 amino acids. The transcript is spliced from 3 exons.
AUGAUCUUUACCACAGUUCCCACACUGUUGGCCUGGUCCUUAUUGACUUUUCACUUGGCUGCAGCACGCGACCAUCCUGGGCUGCUUGAUGGAUUAGACAAGGUAAUUCCCUGGAAGAGGUUUGAAAAUAUUGCUAUCCUUGGGGAUAGCUACGCCGCAGGUAUAGGGGCGGGGAAAGUUCUGGAAGGAAAGGGAGACGCGAAGUGCUCGCGUUAUGAUGGAGCAUAUGGUUAUGUUCUCAAGAGCCUAUCCCCCAGAAAACACAACUUCCAAUUCAAGGCUUGCUCUGGAGAUACAACGGUAGAAAUCAAAAAGCAAGUUGAUUCCCUGAAGAACAAAUCGCAAAAUUUGGUUACGCUGUCUGCCGGAGGAAACGAUGCUCUGCUAUCAGAGAUCCUGCGAAAUUGCGUUGUUCUUCCGUCGAAUGAAAAUGCAUGUAACAAGGCGAUGGCAGCCUCACAGGCGGUAAUCGACAUGAAACUUCAAGGGAACGUUGAAGGGCUCUUAAAGAAGUUGGUCCAGAAGAUGAAGAAUAAUGGCGUUGUCCUCCAUACGCUAUACGGAACUUUCUUCAACUCAGAAACAAACCCCUGCGAUAAGCAAAGCUGGAGUCUUUUCAACAACUUAUUCCUAGACGGGGGCGGCGGCCUAAUGAUGACAAAAGAUCGACGCAAAAAGCUGAACAAGUUGGUACAAGACGCUAACGCGAAAAUUUCAAAAGCCAUUGACAACGUCAGCCGCGACAACAAACAUGUCAAACUCGUGAAGGUGGAGUGGGACGAUUUCGGAAUUAAAACCCAAGGAAGAUUUUGUGAAAAUAAACCGGUUGAGAAGAAGCAGAUGUUUUACAUGUAUGGUACCUCGCGACCCUACAUCCCUAGCCAGAAGAAGCAAAUCGCAUCAGACGGUGACUCUGCCGGCCCGAAUCAACAUGAUAUCCGGAAGCGACUUCCGGAUUCCCUUGGCAGAGUGUUUCAUCCUACCGAAUACGGACAUGGUGUCAUUGCUUCUCGCGCAGUUCUGGCUUUGUUCAGAGCCCUUGCCGGCGAAAAAGUAUGCGCUCAGCCCCCGAAGCCGAAGCCGAAGCCGAAGCCGAAACCGGGGAAGCCUCCAGGGAAGCCGAAGCAGAAAUGCGACACUAAUUGGGUAUCCUCCUAUCCCUUUAAUGCGUUCGACCUUACCCAUAAGGAGUUCUGCAGAGUGGUGAAGGGACAGAGUAAUCCUGGGCGUCCUGUACGAUUGACUGUCAACUCGAAGGGCAAUAUAAAGAUCUCUCCUAUCACCGUUCAAGACCCCAACAGCCCCGGCUAUCCAUUUUCAAGGAGAAAGAGAACCCCUCCUCCAAACCCCAAUACCUGGAAAGACAUCACUAUCCAAUAUACAUGGAGGGAAACGAUUGGCGGGACGUGUUCCGCGAGCUGUGAUGAGGCGUAUUCCCUGAUCGCCAGAUCUGAAUGCGGCCACCAAGGCACACAGCAAAACCAGAUGACUGUCGAGGGUAAAAUCGACGUGGGAUGCGGAGUCUACUCUUAUUCCUUGCACGGCCCGCCACGGCUAGUGCCAACGGAACCUCGAAAGGCCCCAAAACAAGAUCCGCCGAAAAAGCCAGCGGUGCCAAAAAGCCCAGAGUGUUAUGGUGCGCACCAGUUCACAACGAAAGGCGAUGUAAAUCCAUUCGUGCAAAAAUUUACUGCUUCAAAGGCGUGUGGUAAAGUCCCGCGCAAGACUAUGAAACAAGGCGACAAGCCCAUCGUCUACCAUGAAAAAGUCGGGCAAAUGCCAUAUCGCUAUGCAAUCACGUGGCUCCAUGGCUGCAAGAGCACUGUUACGCAGAUGAACGUUCUCAAUCCUGUAAAGGGUGAUAAGGCUAGCUGCAUGACAUUGAUGAAGAGGUCGUACUCAGAUUGCAAAGGAAAUCAAGGUAGAGGCGGUUAUUUUGACGUCGGCUGUCUGCGAUACGAAUUUGCUCCACGGGACGUCAAGUAG